AUGGAGGCGGAGGGAGGCGCCCGAUUCGGGCAGUACAUUCACCUCAGAGCACCGAUACGAGUGAAGCCAUUCUCAAGUGGGCCAGUGCUGUACAAGGUGCAGAAUGAAAGCGCCCAGGUGACCUGUCGCUACAGCGGCUAUCCACGGGGACACAUCACCUGGAUUGUCGGAAAUCAAAAGCUGAAUGAGAAUGAGCUGCGCUACGAGCUGGGCAUCGAGCUGCAGGCCAGCGAGGAGGCGAAUGACACUCUGGCGAUUGACCACCUGCAGAUGGACCUGCACAACACUGCCCUCACCUGUCGGGUGGACAACACGCUCACCGCGGACGAGGAAACGCUGCUGCUCAACGUCAGAGAAAACGAAGUGUACAUUAACGGUCCUCAUGUCCUGGCUGAGAAGCGGGAGUUGAGGAUCCAGUGCAAUAUUAGUGAGCACACAAAUUCAGAUAGGAGUCAAGUUAGAUGGUACAAAGACAAUAGAAACAUUGAUGAGAUAGACGAACUGCGAGAUCGUGUUGAAGUAGAACACAUUCAAAGCUCAAGGCAGUGGACCUUAGUAAUCAAAGAUGCCGAAAUUGGUGAUGUGGGAAACUACACCUGUGCUCACAAUGUCAACAAUCUCAACGCCACGACGAGGGUGCGAAGCCGGCCCUUGCUGUAUCCGUUUGAGGAGUUCCAGGCGACCAACUACAAGUCGGCGAACGUGGUGGAGGGGGAGCGCUUCUCGCUGCGCUGCGCCGUGGCGCCCGGCUACGAACGUGACGCCCGUCUGCAGUGGUUCACGUACAGCGAGGAGGAGGCCACCGGGGACAGCGGCACUGAGCCACCCCCAGCACACCUCCUCACGCCCAUCAACGACACACAUGCUCACAUUCGCAUCGAGGCCAACUACAGCAGUGACAGCAGUGGGAGUUCGACUGGAAGUAGUUCUGGUCUCAGCACCAGUGCCAGUACCAGCGGCAACAAUGGCGGCAGUGAUGGCAGGAGUGGCAGCAGUGCCAGCGUCCUCGUCAGUGUGCUCACCAUUGCCGCGGUACGGCGGGAGGACCGGGCGUACUACGUGUGCAAGGCGCACAAUGAGGUCGUCUCAUUCAACAACACCAUCCUCCUCAGGGUGAAGGAUCGCCUGGCCGCCCUGUGGCCCUUCAUCGGCAUCGUCUGCGAGGUGCUCAUCCUCGUGCUGGUCAUUUUUGUGUACGAGAAGCGGCGAAUCAAGCCGGACUUUGAUGAGCCCGACAGUCACAACCGCAACCAGAACGAUGAAGG
Molecule: messenger RNA, 1265 nt
Organism: Rhagoletis zephyria (snowberry fruit fly)
Lineage: Eukaryota; Metazoa; Arthropoda; Insecta; Diptera; Tephritidae
Source: RefSeq, a predicted model, not a curated record